Tupaia belangeri chinensis (Chinese tree shrew) is the source of this 795-nucleotide messenger RNA. RefSeq names its product putative coiled-coil domain-containing protein 196. The record is from RefSeq and is a predicted model, not a curated record. The transcript has a single exon. The coding region runs from base 1 to 795 and encodes 264 amino acids. Lineage: Eukaryota; Metazoa; Chordata; Mammalia; Scandentia; Tupaiidae.
AUGGUAAGUGGUACAAACUCUUCAGGAUCUUACAUGUCAUCAAGAAUAAGAAGUUCUAAAAUAGAUAGCAACUACCUGAAAGAACUGAAUGAGUAUUUAAAGUUAAGGAAGCAGGAACUGCUAGAGAUGCUAAAACCUCUAGAAGGUAAGAACAACAUUUUAUUCCAGAAGUUAAUGUCUAACUUGGAAGACAAACAAGGAAGGCUGCAGAUCAUGAGACAGAUCAUGGCAGGGAAGGAAUGGGAUGAAUCCUCAGUCAUGGAGCUAAGAAAGGCAGCAGAGGAGAUGAAACGGAACCUGGAAAGGAAAAACAAAGCUCUUUGGAAGAAAAUGGAGAUGCUAUGGAACAAGGCAGUUGAGGCAGAAGAAUUCAUUGAUCAACAAGAAGCAGCACAGAUAAAAACCAAGGCAGACUUCCAGAAUGGAAAGGAAAAACAACAGCAGAAAAUGGAAUUUGUCAAGUAUCAGGAACCAGCCAACAUCCUUCAGAAUGACUUUCAUGGCAAAGUGAUUGAGCUGAGAAUUGAAGCCUUGAAGAACUACCAGAAGGCCAAUGACCUGAGACUAUCACUGAACUUACAGCACAAUUUUGACCCAAAGCAAGCCCUUUUAAAUCUUCCUGAGUCCCAAUGCACUAUGGGCACUACAACUGUGGGCAGAGCAACUACCAACAGAAAUGAGCCCAGUUUGAGAAUUCUGGGAUCAAAGACCCACACAGAACAACACAGAACUAAAGGACACCAUUUUGACGAUGUAAGAGGAAGGUUCUUUUUUUCCGAGGUCACUGCCAGAUGA